Paramecium sonneborni is the source of this 3054-nucleotide messenger RNA. Lineage: Eukaryota; Ciliophora; Oligohymenophorea; Peniculida; Parameciidae. The record is from the annotation of a GenBank genome assembly.
GAAAAUGAUGGAUAGAAAUGGUUAUCUAAAUGAUAAAUCUCUAUUUGGAGCUAGUUCUAGUAGAUCUAUUCAGAGAUAAUAAACCUAUAAAAUUGGUAGUUAAACAUCUCGAAGUCACUAUAAUACCAGCUUGUGUGAAAAUGAAAGAGGAGGUUAGAAUUGUAAAAAAAUUAUGACAGAGUUUUUAGAAUAAACAAGAAAUCGAUAAUGUAAGGUUUAAAUAAUAUUUGAUAGCAACAUUUUAAUUUUUAGAUCAGAGAAAUAAAUAAUCAUAAAAUUAAUUAAGAAAUACUUAGAAUUCUUCUGGAUUUAAAAUAAAACCAUCUGGAACAACAUAUUAAAGGAAAUUGGCAACUGUAGUUCCAUUUGAAAAAGGAGUAACAAUAAAUUCUGAUGAAAACAAAAGAUAAUUGAUAAAAGAAGCAGAAAAAUAAUUUUUAGCUUCGAUUAAUGGUUUAAACAAAUAAGAGGUAUUAUCUAAAAUGGAAUUAUUUAUAACAUCGUAAUUAUUAGAAGAUUUUAAAGAAUUAGCAUAAUUAUUUUAGAUUUUUAUGAGAGAAGUGCAAUUAAAUCAUAUGGGUAUAUAUAAAUUAUAAGCAAACACAUUUAAAUAAUCAGAAAUCUAUUAGAAUACUGAAUUAGAAGGAAUAAUUAAAUAAUAAAAAAUUGAGAUAAUGUAUUUGAGAGAGCAAAUAGAAGAAUUAAAAAACGAAUGUAGUAGAAUUAAAAUGGAGAGUUCUAAAAUUAUGGCAGAAUAGAGGGAUUAAUUAAAUAAUGAAAGAAAUCUAAUUAAAUAGUUAAAAUAAAAAAAUUUUGAAUUUGAGAAUAAAGCAAAAAAGUAUAGAUUAAUUGAUAUAGAUAACCAAGCCUUGUAGAUUAAAUUAUAGUUUUAUGAAAGUAAAAUUUAAAAAUUAGUUAAUUCUGAUAAAAAAUAAAGUAAAGGAUCGGAAUCUCCUUUAGGAAAGGAUAAAUCCAUGACUUAAUUAAAUUAAUUAAUUAUCUAAUAAUAAUAAGUAAGUAAGAAAUCUCUUUCAUCUAAUAACACCUUGAAUCAAGAUAGUUAUUCAUUAAAUUAAAUUGAAAUGAAUUAAGAGAAAAUAAUUGAAGUUAGAUCUGUAGAAAUUUAAGUAGAAUUUGAUUUAUUAAGUAAUUUUAUAAAAGAUUCAGUUGCUUAAACAGAUCUUUGUUUAAUUGAAUAUAAAUAUGAUGAUAUUUCAUAAGAAACUAUUAAUUUGGCUUUGGAGUUUAAUAAUUUUAAUUAAUAAAAUGAUUAUUAAAUUAAUUUAGAUGAAAUAGUUUAAAAUUAAACUGAAGGUACAAAUACUCCUUUAAAUUAUGAUAUAUUAUCUGAUUCUUCAAUAAAAUCUAGUGGUAACCAUAAUAAAUUAUUUAGAUUUCAAAAAUAUCAAACCAUAAUCUCAAUAAACUACAAGAUAAUCUAUAGUACAUAGAUAAUCCUUGAAAUAGUCAACACAUAGACCAUAAGAAUUUAAAUAAAAAUAAAUAGUGCAAUUUAUAAAUUUCUAAAAAUUUAGGAUUACUUAAUUGAAUAAUUAAAUUGAAGAAUUAAGUUAAUAAUUAUAAGAGAAUUAUUAAAGUAUUGAUGGGAUUAGUAAAUUGAAUUAAAAACUAGAGAGUGAAAAUUUAUAGUUAAAACUAAAUAUUAGUGAAUUAAAAGGAAAAAUGCAAUUAGUUAAAAUAGAUAAAAUUAACUCUGAAAAUGACAUAGUGGAGAAUAAUUAGACGAAAUGUGCUGAUACUAAAACAGUUAGUGGUAGUAAAUAAAAAGAAGUUUAAGCAACAACGGUAGGAAAAGAACCAUAAUUAGGAUAGAGAGUAUGUAAAUUGAUUAUAUUUUAGAUUACAAUUUCAUAUGAUUUUCAAAAGAAUCAAUCUAAAUUUUUAAUUGAAAAAAUAAAGUAGAAAAAAUUUGGAUAGAUAUCAAAUGUAAUUCCUAUAAAAUUGAUUCUAAAAUAUAUUACAACCCUCUACUAAGAAAAAUUAUAAAGUUAGAAGGAAAAUAAGCUAUUAAAAGAUUAAGAUAUGGCAUCAUUUAUAUAUAAUUAUUAUUUGAAAUAAUUUGGAUAUACAAAAGUAACGGAGUAAAAAUUUUUGAUUUUGUUAAUAUCAAUAUAAAAAAAUAUUGCAAUAGUGAGAGUAAAUGUUUUUGCAAGGUUUUUAGGAUUAUUAGAAGAUAGUUCUAAUUUUAGUUUGGAAGAAUAGAAAAAGUAUUUAGAAGCAUUGGAUUUAAUUAAUAGUAUGACAAAUUAUGGAACAACAAUAAAGAAUAAUGAAGCAAAUAGUCAAUAAUUAGUUCCUUAUAUAAGAGCAUUAGCUUAUUUGGAAUCUUUGUAUUAUUUUAAAUCAUAAGAUAAAUACAUUUAACUAAGAAAGGAAUUGGAUUCAAUAGUAGAGAAAGAUGUAUCUUAAUAAAAUAGAGAUGGAGUAUUAGAUUUUGAUUAGAUGAUGUUAAAAGUAUUAAGAUUAUUUAGAGAUAAUGUAUAAAGUAUUUAAACAUUUGUAAUAAAUGCAUUUAAUGCAAGCGAUUUAGAUGGAAAUGGUAUGUGUAAUUUAGAGGAGUGGUUAACUUUAAAUAAAUAUAUAGAGAAUAAGAAAUAUGAUUAAGUUAAACUAUAGAGCAAAUUUUAAGAAAAUGCAGAUCUAGUAUGUGAUGGAGAGAAAUAUUUAUCAUUUGAUCGCUUUUCAAUUUUAUGUUUAGAAUUGGAUAUAUUUAGUGAUAAUUCUUAGAAUAAUUUUUUAAAUGUUUAAAGUAUAAAUAUAUUAUAAAUAAUAAUAGAUAAUGAAGAAGUGGAAUAGAAAUUUGGAUUGUUGAGAGAGAAUUGGGGUUUUGAAUAUUAAAAUUAAUUGAAUAAGAUAAAUUAAUCAAGAAUGAAUGAAGAAUAAAAAACAAAAUGGCUUGAAAUUUUAUCUGUAUUAGAUGAUCAUAUAGUGAGUAAUCCUGAAUAAAAGAAACCAAUAUUAAUAGCAUGGUAAAUAUAUUUAUGUGAAACAGAAUUACAUUUUAAUAAUUAAAAUGAAGAAAUUUAAGAAUGA